AUGCCUUUCACUGCUUCCGAUAUCUGCAAGAUCAUCUUUGCCAUCAUUCUGCCUCCCUUGGGUGUUUUCCUGGAGCGCGGAUGCGGUGCUGAUCUCCUGAUCAACAUCCUCCUGACCAUUCUCGGUUGGCUUCCCGGAAUCAUCCACGCCCUGUAUGUGUCAACACCUCUGCCGCUCGGUGGUGCUAUGCGCCGUGACCUCAUGCUCACACUGAAUCCAGUUACAUUAUUUUCAAAUAUUGAGGCCGUUGAUGACCUUCCCGUCCACCUACCGCGCUGUCUCGCCGGUCGCUCUCCUCCGAAAAAACUUCAUGACUCCACACAACCUUAUUAUCGUCUACCUCACACUCUGAGGCUGAGCGAUUUGUUGUUGCAUUCAUGA
This is a messenger RNA of Penicillium diatomitis, 381 nucleotides long. Its product is annotated as YqaE/Pmp3 family membrane protein. Bases 1 to 381 code for a protein of 126 amino acids. The record is from RefSeq and is a predicted model, not a curated record. The transcript is spliced from 2 exons. NCBI's taxonomy places the organism in Eukaryota, Fungi, Ascomycota, Eurotiomycetes, Eurotiales, Aspergillaceae. Gene Ontology annotation, cellular component: membrane.